Pieris napi is the source of this 1892-nucleotide messenger RNA. Its product is annotated as lysophosphatidylserine lipase ABHD12-like. The transcript is spliced from 10 exons. The record is from RefSeq and is a predicted model, not a curated record. NCBI's taxonomy places the organism in Eukaryota, Metazoa, Arthropoda, Insecta, Lepidoptera, Pieridae. Gene Ontology annotation, cellular component: endoplasmic reticulum membrane. Gene Ontology annotation, molecular function: monoacylglycerol lipase activity; phosphatidylcholine lysophospholipase A1 activity. Gene Ontology annotation, biological process: monoacylglycerol catabolic process; phosphatidylserine catabolic process. Bases 403 to 1521 code for a protein of 372 amino acids.
AUUAAAUGUAUAAUAGGUGACGUUUUAACGGGAUUUUAAAAUAAUUAUUUAUUAUUGUAUUUAGGCUAAAUUUUGUGUUCUUUUCAUUGGGUUUUAUGGGUUGUAUAGAGAAGAAUAACUUAUUAGUUCGAAGAUUGUAGUUUAGUCAUAGAACUAGAAAAAUAUGUUAGUUGCGGAUUUUUAGUUUUUCGUAAUUUCGUGAUUAAUUUUGUAUAUAAUAUAUAUACAUAUAUUUAUAUGCUGAAGUCACAAAUUUGAGGCAACAUUUCGCUAUCGCAUAUAUAAAUAAUCGAACGAAUUGUUUACUCACACACUGCUAAUAUUUAUUACUAAUUGCAUUUAAUUAUCAAGUUCUCAGAUUUUACUUUCUUAAUUAAAUAUAACUAAAUAAUUGUGUAAAAGAUGCACCUACUUCUGUUUUGUUUACCCUUAUACUCGAUUGCGACAUUCCUGCUAGGUGCCUCAAUCACAGCGGGAAUAUUUGUUUUCCAUGUAGCUGUUGUGCCUUUAAUAUUCAAGUAUUCAAAAUCAUUUAAACAAAAUAUGAUCUUUGCUAAUUUUGCUCAAUGGCCUUUUCACAUAGACUAUGAGGACCCUGCAGCUAGCGGAAUAGAAGGUGCUAGAAAUAUUAACAUUGAGUAUCAAUCUAUGGUUGAUAAUUGCCCAGUUAAACUAGGUAUUUGGCAUAUCCUACCAAAGAGUAGCUAUGAAAAACUAAAAGGUAGCUUUGAAGAGAGCUCGGAUAAGGAGCAACUAAGCAAGCAGUUAGACGAAGAAUUGGCCAAUUCAAAAUAUCCUAUCGUACUUUAUUGUCAUGGUAACUCGAACUCCCGUGCGGCAUCUCAUAGGAUAGAGUUAUAUCAAUUUUUUCAGAAAAUGGAUUUCCAUACAAUCGCAUUCGACUAUCGAGGAUAUGGCGAUUCAACAAAUGUCUGUCCUACUGAAAGAGGGGUGGUGGAAGAUUCACUAAUAGUAUAUGACUGGCUUAACAGCACCAUUCAGUCCAGCUCUCAACGACCUGCUGUUUUCGUUUGGGGACAUUCAUUGGGUACGGGGAUUUCCUCUCAUUUAAUGGGCAAUCUCUCAGAAUUGUCUCGCAAUGUUCUCAAACGGGAGCCGUUGCCGAGACCAUGUGGACUGAUUCUCGAAGCUCCGUUUAGUAAUUUGGCAGAUGCUGUAACUCAUCACCCAUUGUCCGCGCUUGUAAGAUGGUUGCCAUACUUCGACAAUACAUUCGUGUCGCCGUUCAGAUCGAGCGAAGAAUAUUCCUUCAAGUCAGACUCACACUUGGCCAAGGCGAAAGAGUUGCCAGUUCUCAUAUUACACGCUAAGGAUGACGUCGUCGUUCCCUUUAUUGUGGGGCUUAAGUUAUAUAAAUCAAUAUUGGAGUCGCGGAAUAAUGAUGGCUCAAAAGUCAAACUACACGCUUAUGACAAACAGCAAAACUUAGGUCAUAAAUAUAUCUGCCACGCCCGAGAUCUAGAACAAGUUAUUGGUGAAUUCGUGGCAAUGCAUCACUAGACAAGAGAAGAUGGUUGGCUUAAUAUAGACUGCUUUAGCUUAAAUGCGCUUUUUUAUUUGUCCUUUAGCAAACUUUACUCUAUUAUUGGGGAUUUUUGGUAUUGAAAAUUUUUAUUUAUUUCAUAAAUAUUGUUUGAUUAAUCGACGUGUUAGUGAGAAAUUUUUCUUUGUAAUAACGAACGAAUUUAAUUGUCAAUUAGAAUUUAUAUUUUAUUUUAGAGAAAUAUGAUUAAUUGUCACGUUAAAUUAAAAUAUGAUUUUAUUUUGCGUACGGCUGUUUGCUAAAGAUGACAUUGCUUUCGCGGGGCUAUAAGUACAAACGUAAAACGUCAAUUAUUUAUUGUAUUUUUUUAAGAAACAAAUUAUUUAUU